Molecule: messenger RNA, 1744 nt
Organism: Macadamia integrifolia
Lineage: Eukaryota; Viridiplantae; Streptophyta; Magnoliopsida; Proteales; Proteaceae
Product: trihelix transcription factor ASIL1-like
Exons: 3
Coding region: 287-1483 (398 amino acids)
Cellular component (GO): nucleus
Molecular function (GO): transcription cis-regulatory region binding
Source: RefSeq, a predicted model, not a curated record
CGUCUGUCCCCACUUCCGGUAUCAUUUCUCUCUCCAAACGGAAAUCUUAUCGGUUUCUUCGAUUUCUAGGGUUUGCCGUUCUUUUGAUAUCGGAGAUCAGAUUCAGUGGUUGCGUUCUCCUCUACCAUCGAAGCUAUCCAUAACUUUGUUCAGCGACGGCGUUGAUAGCCUCUCAUCAGAUCUGCAGCUUCGUUGAUUGAAGGAUAUUUUGCAGUUUAGUUGCAGAAUUUGGGCACUCAAGUGUAGGUGGGUUUUCUGAUGGUGUUUAUUGUGAGAUUAUCGAGAAAUGGACGAUACGGAGGAUGACGCGAGGUAUCCUCCAAACCAUUACCCUGUAAAUUACCAUCAAAAUUCGAGUUCAUCUCAUCGUCCGAAGCUUCCGGUUCGCAACGCCUCUUAUUCACAACCUGUUGAUAAUGAAUAUGGUGAUGAAGACGAUGAAGAAGAGGAACAAGAAGAAGAAGAGGAAGAACAAGAAGAACAAGAGGAGGAAGAAGAGGAAGAAGAAGAAGAGGAAGAUGAAGACGAAGAAAAUGAUGCCCAACGAGUAGUAGAAGAAGCUGAGGUUGAUGAAGACGAUGAAGACGAUGAUGAGCAAAACAAUUAUCACCGAAGGAUUGAAGCUGAUGGGGAGGAUUCUGAAAGGCACAGAAAGAAACGGAAACUCAAGAAUCUAGCUUUAGGUUAUGAGUUUGCCCCACGCGUAGCAGCACCUUCUGCUGCAGCUGGAGCUCCUCCCGCGAAACAAUCUUUUGGUGCCCGUAAUUCCCCAGCUGAUUGGACAGAACAUGGGACUUUCGUUUUAUUGGAUGCUUGGGGUGAUCGAUUUCUUCAGCUUGGGAGGAAGAGUCUUCGUUCCGAUGAAUGGCAUGAAGUUGCCAACAAGGUCUCAGAAGAGUCAAAUGUUGUUAGGACAGACACUCAGUGUCGCAACCGUCUGGAUACAUUAAAGAAGAAAUACAAGAAGGAGAAGAUGAGAUUAGCGGAAACCGGUAGUAACACCAGUAAAUGGGUUUACUUCAAGAAGAUGGAUAUGCUAAUGACAGCAUCACCACGGCAACCUGGGCUCUCUUGUGGUUUGGAUUCAGGAGAGUAUGUGUUCAUGAACCCCAGGGUUUAUUUAAAUCGCUCUAAUGGGUUGGAUGAGAUGAGGGACAGUCCGGGGAACUCAGAAUCUGCAAACGGCAAUGAGGAUGAUUCGGAUGGACUUCCACCUAGGAGGACAAGAUUUAGAGAGAAUGGCUACGAUGGGUCUUCUUUUAGGUUGCUUGCCAAUUCCAUUCAGAAGUUUGGUGAAAUCUAUGAGAAGAUUGAGAACAGUAAGAGGCAACAAAUGCUAGAAUUAGAGAAAAUGAGAGUGGAGUUUCAUAGAGAUUUAGAAUUGCAGAAGAGGCAGAUUCUGGAGCGGGCACAGGCUGAGAUUGCAAAAAUCCGGCAAGGGGAUGAUGAAGACACCGAUGAUUCUGCUGAGAACAGUGAAUGAUUGGAUAUUCUUUGGCCUCUACAGAACCAGAAAUUGGUGAGAAUCUGUACUUGAAGAAUGCUGUGGGGUGGCUCUGGUGCAGACAAUUUGGGAGCCGCUUGGGCAGCUUCAGGUCUAACGUAGUCGGCCAUGAAGCCUUGUACUGAUAGUCUAAUAACAUGCUUUGAAUAGAAGUCCGUAAACCCACAAAGGCUUCUUCUCGCUCUUUGUAUUUUAUUGUUUUCUCUUUCAUAUAUUCAUAUGAUUUCUCUUUUAGUUCUA